AGAGAACUGCUCCAUCAAAUAGUUCAGUAUUUAUCUCAAACGGAGACACACAUCUCUACCUCUCUCCGUGAAAAGGUAUUCCUGGUUUCCAAAUUGCAAGUGGUUUUUGAGGAUCUUCAUUACGCCUGGAUGUAUAUACAUACAUAUAUAUAUAUAUAUCAUACGCUGGCAAUAGUCGGGGCAAUGCACCUUUACCUAUGGGCCUUGUCUUGCUGAAGGGCUUUGCAAAAUCAUGGAGUUGUAUGCUUUAAGGCCAAGUAGAACCUCUCUUCACGCUUGGAGUAGACGGACGGGUAACCCCUCUUCUUCUUCUUCAUCUUGUUUACAAAUUCAUGCCCAGAACAUGGGUAGUAGGGCCAAGCUUUGAUGCUUCCAACAAAUGCUCCUGAAUGCGACAUUUCAACUACUGGUCAUAAUAAUAAUAAUGGAAGAUUAGAAAUACCCAAAUUUAAUGCUGCAAAAAACUUGGUUUCCUGCCUUAUUGGGAUUAAUCUCACUUCUUGCUUCUUCCGGUAAGAACAAAGAACGAAGAGAUUAAGGCAAGCAAAGAAGUUAGGAAAAGAAAGGGACUGAAAAGGAAAAACAGAUGGAGAGAGGCUUUUGUUUAUCUUUACUCUGUUUUUUUAUUUCUUUGUGUAUCCUUAUAUGAAACAAAACAAUUUGGGAAGGAGGAGGGAUAAAGAUAGAUAAUUUCCUUUGCUUCAAAGGUCGUCACAUGAUCUUCACUCACACACAAAUAUAUGUACAUUUAUAUAUAUGCUGUUCAAGAAAAUUUUGCAUUGGGGGUGUGGACCCGAAAAGCAUGGAUACUGAUAAGCGAAACCUCAGAUUUCUGAAAGCUUACCACACUGCAUUUCUUGUGAUUUUCUCCCAAAUUUUGAGCCACACUGUUUCGGGGGUCAAUGGGGAAGAAAAUCUGGAAUUAGUGCUGGAGGGAUCAGAUGGUGAAUUGGCCUAUUCUAGCAUAAACCAUGGGAGUUAUGAAUUUGGGGAAAAGGAAGCGGAUGCAUGGACCAUGGUGCAGAAACAAAAGAACCAAUUUGUGGUCAAUGGCCAGCCCUUUUAUGUUAAUGGGUUCAACACUUACUGGUUGAUGGUAUUUGCUGUGGAUCAAUCCACAAGGGGAAAGGUCAGUGAGGUCUUCCAGCAGGCGUCUUCUGUUGGUCUGACAGUUUGUCGCACAUGGGCUUUCAAUGAUGGCCAAUGGCGAGCUCUUCAAAAAUCGCCAUCUGUCUAUGAUGAAGACAUCUUCAAGGCCUUGGAUUUUGUUGUAAGUGAGGCAAAGAAGCAUAAGAUCAGGCUCAUAUUGUCAUUAGCUAACAACUGGGAUGCAUAUGGUGGCAAAGCACAAUAUGUGAAAUGGGGUAAAGCUGCUGGGUUGAAAUUGACUUCAGAUGAUGAUUUUUUCAGUCACCCAACUCUCAGAAGCUACUACAAGGCCCAUGUUAAGACGGUGCUUAAUAGAGCGAAUACAUUCACCAACAUUACUUACAAGGAUGAUCCGACAAUUUUUUCCUGGGAACUAAUGAAUGAGCCACGGUGCACCUCGGAUCCUUCUGGGGACAGACUUCAGGCAUGGAUAGAAGAAAUGGCAGUCUAUGUGAAGAGCAUUGAUCCAAAGCACUUAGUAGAUAUUGGGUUAGAAGGAUUUUAUGGUCCCUCAACACCAAACAAGGUUCACUUCAACCCAAAUACAUAUGCUCAACAAGUUGGGACUGACUUUAUCAGGAACCAUCAGGCUCUUGGCGUUGAUUUUGCCUCAGUUCACAUCUAUGCAGACUCUUGGAUUUCACGAGCAAUUUCCGAUGCUCAUAUCCCAUUUUUCAAGUCAUGGAUGCAAGCCCACAUUGAGGAUGCCGAGAACUUUCUAGGCAUGCCGGUUUUAUUUGCUGAAUUUGGCGUAUCUGCAACAGACCCGGGCUACAAUUCUUCAUUCAGGGACGCCCUUAUCAGUACGGUGUACAAGAUCCUCCUGGAUUCCGUCAAGAAAGGAGGGAGCGGGGGUGGAAGCCUUCUCUGGCAGCUGUUCCCCCAAGGAACAGACUACAUGGAUGACGGGUAUGCAAUUGUUCUUUCCAAGUCUCCUUCAACAUCAAACAUCAUAUCCCUCCACUCCAAAAGGCUUAGGAUCUUCAACUCCUUGUGCUCUUGGACAUGCCGUUGGGGUUGCAAGAAGAAGCAACCUCGAGAGGUCUCUCUCCUCCACGAUGAUCUUUAGGAGUAUAAUGUAAUCGACCAUGACCAUGUAACGAUCUUGUUACCUACAGAGCUGUUGAGCAAUUAAAGAAUGGAGUCGUUGAUGCUUAAAUAAAGCCCUCUUUUUCUGUC
This is a messenger RNA of Diospyros lotus (date-plum), 2328 nucleotides long. Its product is annotated as mannan endo-1,4-beta-mannosidase 6. Bases 716 to 2218 code for a protein of 500 amino acids. The record is from RefSeq and is a predicted model, not a curated record. Gene Ontology annotation, molecular function: hydrolase activity, hydrolyzing O-glycosyl compounds. The transcript has 6 exons. Lineage: Eukaryota; Viridiplantae; Streptophyta; Magnoliopsida; Ericales; Ebenaceae.